AUGCUCCUGACACAAUCACAGGUGUCGGUCGUCGUAUCAUCCGCCGUCGUCGUCUUCUUCACGCUGCUACUCUUCCUCUCAGGCUUCGUCUACCAGCAGCAGACAGUCAAAGGCCUGCAAGAUGCCAUCAAACCCAGGAUCCCUCAGGCACCACCUGGAAUGGGAAUGCAACAGCCGGAGAGCAUAGAGCUGCAACAAUCGCGCUUCUUUGGCAAACAGUCCACUGGAGCACGCAUUACGUAUACCGAUUUCGACCGAGAUGUGCACAGCGCGGGCGCAGGCAUCAACUGGGCCCGGCUGGCGCAUGUUCAACUCGUCAAAAACCACCAUGAGAUUUGCAGCGCCAUCAUGGUGCUGGCAGACUUAUACGCCAUGCGUUCUCCCGCAAGGAGAGUCCUGAUGUUCCCGAAAGAAUGGGCCGAGGAGAAGAAGGCUAUGAAGGGGGAUGUUUCAGACCCAUAUUUGGACAGCACGAGGAGGCUGAUGCGGAUGGCUGCACGUCGUUACAGGGUGGAGCUGCUUCCGAUCGAUCCCAUCCGAGGAUUCGAUGGUACGGAGACAUACUCGCUGGCGAGUGCAUAUGCCCUGGAAGCAGAUUUUGAUCGAGUACUUACCAUUGAGACGCCUGGGAUGUUGCUCGAUGCGGAACCUCUGGACGCAAUUCUGGGAUUCACAGAAGAUGUGCCGUUCGCCAUGCUGCAUGAUACCGCUUUGAACGAUGGUGUACACUCGCAAGACUUGUUUCUCCUCAAGCCUCUAAGUGCAACAUACACAGAGCUCUCCACUAGGCUGCGCGGUAAAGAAGCAGUCGGCUUUAACGAUACCCAUCAUCUCUCACAGCUGUUUCCCGAGCCACUGCUGCUGGCUUCGAGCAAUGAGAACAAUGCGUUGAUUCGCUCUGUUGGGACUCUGCACGAUGUCGACGAUGACUUCAACCAGACGGCGUUCAUGUCAGAUGUGGCAUACAUUCGCUUCUCGGAUCCGAAGCUCCCGGGACCGGAGUACGACGUGCCGUGGUCUAGCAAAGUCGCUGCGAGGCCGAAGAACAAGGAUGCGGACUGGACUUGGACCAACUUAUAUGGUCAGUUCGCGCAAAAGCGAAUGGAGACUUGUGGGUUGGACUUGGAGGGUUGGCGGCCUUGA
Molecule: messenger RNA, 1143 nt
Organism: Ramularia collo-cygni
Lineage: Eukaryota; Fungi; Ascomycota; Dothideomycetes; Mycosphaerellales; Mycosphaerellaceae
Exons: 1
Coding region: 1-1143 (380 amino acids)
Source: RefSeq, a predicted model, not a curated record